AUGAAAGAAUUGAAUGUCAGGUUUGAAAGCAGCAUCAGCAUGCUGGUUUCAUCUGCUGUUCCAGAAGGAAAAGGUGUUUCUUCUUCUGCAUCUGUGGAGGUAGCUACCAUGUCAGCUAUUGCUAAUGCUCAUGGAUUAAAUAUCAGUCCAAGAGAGCUUGCUUUACUCUGCCAAAAGGUGGAAAAUUAUGUGGUUGGAACACCAUGUGGAGUGAUGGACCAAAUGACUUGUGCAUGUGGUGAAGAAAACAAGCUUCUUGCAAUGAUUUGUCAGCCUGCUGAGGUAUUAGGGCUAGUGGAUAUUCCUAGUCACAUACAGUUUUGGGGAAUUGACUCUGGUAUACGCCACAGUAUUGAGGGUGCUGAUUAUGGAUCUGUAAGGAUAGGAGCCUUUAUGGGUCGAAAAAUUAUCACAUCUAUUGCAUCUUCUAUGAUUUCUCAAGCAUCUUCAAAUAGUAAUGGGCAUAAUAAUCAUGAGCAUGACAUUAGCCUACUUAAAACCGAAGCUUCUUUAAAUCAUUUGUGCAAUCUCACCCCACACAGAUAUGAACAUACAUAUGUUAAGAAUCUACCCGAGUCUAUAUCUGGUGAAGCCUUUUUGAAAGAAUAUAAGGAUCACAAUGAUUCAGCCACAGUUAUCAAUGCCAAACGUAUUUACCCCAUCAAACCAGCUACCACACAUCCCAUUUAUGAAAAUUUCCGUGUCAAGGCCUUCAAAGCACUACUAACAUCAUCACCUUCAGAAGACCAACUCACUGCUCUUGGAGAACUCCUGUAUCAGUGUCACUAUAGCUACAGUGGCUGUGGAUUAGGGUCAUAUGGAACAGAUAGACUCAUCCAAUUGGUUCAAGAAAUGCAACACAAUAAUAAUAAUAAUAAUAAAUCAACACAAACAGAUGGAAGCUUAUUAUAUGGGGCAAAGAUCACUGGAGGUGGAUCUGGUGGGACCAUUGGUGUUCUUGGAAAGAAUUAUCCUCAAACUAGACAGCGUAUCACUCAGAUUCAAAAGAGAUACCAAAAUGCAACAGGCUACAAGCCAUUUGUCUUUGAGGGUUCAUCACCGGGUGCAGGGAAAUUUGGUUAUUUGAAAAUUCGAAGCCGUGACGUGAGCCAGAAAAACAAAUAUAUGGAUGCAGACCGAGAUAUGAGAGUAUGA
Lactuca virosa is the source of this 1155-nucleotide messenger RNA. The record is from the annotation of a GenBank genome assembly. NCBI's taxonomy places the organism in Eukaryota, Viridiplantae, Streptophyta, Magnoliopsida, Asterales, Asteraceae.